Messenger RNA from Cebus imitator (Panamanian white-faced capuchin), 2156 nucleotides. It is a transcript of the gene TMEM265, whose product is annotated as transmembrane protein 265. Gene Ontology annotation, cellular component: membrane. NCBI's taxonomy places the organism in Eukaryota, Metazoa, Chordata, Mammalia, Primates, Cebidae. The coding region runs from base 626 to 955 and encodes 109 amino acids. The record is from RefSeq and is a predicted model, not a curated record. The transcript is spliced from 3 exons.
UUUUUUUUUUUUUUUAAGAAGAAAAAAUAAUAAACUUAGUUUCUGUACGAGCAUCCGCGUAAGGAGGCUUCUGAUUUUCUGGUCUGGUGGAGGGCUGGGUGGGAACUUGGGCAUCGUUAUUCUCCUCUCUUGCUCUUGCAAAGACCCUAGCACCUGAUCUUUAGCCCAGGAUUGUAUAUUUGAGGUAGAAAUCUACCGAAGAGGAAAGAUUGGCGAAUCUGAUGUAGGGUGCCUUUCUCUAGUCAGUUUGAAGUCACAGACGUCCUUUUCAUCUCCUUUUUGUUCCCUUUGUUCCUGGACUUGACUUGGAGCUCUCUGAUGCCUCAGACCUUUCCCGUGAAUCCCUCUUGCUCAGGUGCUUCCUUUCACUCCUUUUUCCAGAGGGCAGGCAUCCUAGCUCCAGUUGCUCCAUCCCUUGGCCCUUGCCUGCUUUUCAUCUAGCCAAACUGGUUUUAGUCAGCCACACCCCUUCCCAGCUCCCUGGCUUCUUCAGGUGGUGGCUGGCCACCCAACCCCACCCCUGGACUUGGCUUGGAGCCCUGAGUCAGCUCCAUCACCACCCAAGCCAAACCAAAGCUGAGGCGGGAGCCGAAACUCAGAGUCCCUCAAGGCCUAUAGCCAGGUGAUGGAGGACGAGGAGAAGGCAGUGGAGAUCUUGAUGAGCAACACGGAAGCUGCUCAUUCUCCAUCCCCCAUCCGCUGCUGCUGGCUCCGCCUCCGCUGCUUGGCAGCUGCUAGCAUUAUCUGUGGCUGCUCUUGCCUGGGAGUCAUGGCUCUGGUGUUUGCCAUCAAGGCGGAAGAGCGGCAUAAGGCAGGCCGGUCCGAGGAGGCAGUGCGCUGGGGGGCCCGGGCCCGGAAACUCAUCCUGGCCAGCUUUGCUGUCUGGUGUGCUGUCCUUGUUCUGGGCCCCCUGCUGCUGUGGUUGCUCUCCUACGCCAUCGCUCAGGCUGAGUGACCCUGGGUGGCCUCUGCUGAGAGCCAGCCAAGACCACCUGGAUCCUGCAAUGCGGCAUUGCUAAGGUCCUGUGACAGCAGUGGUCCUGGUUGGAAGGAUGGGGACUCUCUCAAGGGGCUUUGGAAGAGCUCUUCUAGCCCUUUAUAAAAGGAGGGCAGCGGCUGAGACUGAUGAGAGAAAGGCAGCCUGCUCGGUUCUUUCAAGGUCCACCACCCCCAUCUCCCCUACCCCAGCCCACCCUAGGGCCUCUACCCAGCAAAGGGCGGCGGGAGUGGGGGUUGAAGACCAGAUCUGGUUUUAUUAGAGUUCGUUUUGUAAUAAAAGCCUUUUUAGUGGUGAAAUGUUCCUGUCUAAUUGUUCUCCCCCUGCUUUUCCUUGGGCCCUUGGUGAGAGCCAGACUGGACAUCUGACUGAUAGCAGAAGCCAGCAUCCACCUCAUCCAAGAGCUCCAAGAGAAGGAAAUAAUUUUAAUUUUCUUCUGGAAGUUUCCCAUCUUGGAAAGACCCCAGCUUCUCCCUUGUACAUCCACAGAGACUCUGAGGCCAAGAGUAGUAGCAGCUGCUACUAUUUAUUACUUACUAUAUUCCAGGCUGUGUUCUAAGCACUUUAUAUUUCUUUCUCCAGUUUUCAGUCACUUAGAUAGUAGGUAUCUGUACUGUCAUAUCCACCUUAUGAAUAUAUCACAUAUGAUAGGUACCUACUAUCAGUGAAAACUGGAGGAAGUGUUCUAAAAUGACAGUGUUUUCAUUUUAUACUUGAGGAAACACACAGAUUUGCACAAGGUGCUCAGCUAGUAAAUAGUAGAGCUGAGACUGAACCCAGACACUUUGGUUCCAGAGCUGAGAGAGGAAUGAAAGAGGUGGGUAACAGCAACAACCAUUCUGCACAUGGUGAUUUGAAUGAUUAAAAUGGAUUUUCAUAUCUUUUAUCUUGGGCCUCAUAGUAACAUUUAUAUCAUACUUACAGGAAAAUACCCAAGACAAUUAUACAGUUCUUUAAAUUAAUGCAAAGCAAAUGUGAAUAGCCACAUUCAGUAAAGAAAUUAGAACAUGCCCAACACUUCAAAGCCUCCUUUAUACUCCCAGUCAUUGCUGCUUCCUUUCUUCCCACAGGUAACCACCAUUCUGACUUCUAGCAAUGUUGUUUAAUUUUGUCUGCAUUUGAACUUUAUAUAAAUGGAAUCAUAUAUUCUUUUCAUGUU